Molecule: messenger RNA, 759 nt
Organism: Ictalurus furcatus (blue catfish)
Lineage: Eukaryota; Metazoa; Chordata; Actinopteri; Siluriformes; Ictaluridae
Product: E3 ubiquitin-protein ligase RBX1-like
Exons: 5
Coding region: 172-498 (108 amino acids)
Biological process (GO): protein ubiquitination; ubiquitin-dependent protein catabolic process
Cellular component (GO): cullin-RING ubiquitin ligase complex; nucleus
Molecular function (GO): zinc ion binding; ubiquitin protein ligase activity; cullin family protein binding
Source: RefSeq, a predicted model, not a curated record
CCGCAUAUCCGCGAAUAUCGAACGUGCAACGUCACACCAACUUUUUUCCAGUCUCAGUUUAAACCCAAACAGGCUGAAAACGACCGGGAGGAACAUAAGAUUUGAGCGAAAUUUCGCGGAGUCUCGUAUAAACUGUGCUUCCUCUCGCGACUUUGAAUCCGUCGCCGAAACAUGGCGGCCACGAUGGAUGUCGACACCCCGAGCGGGACAAACAGCGGCGCCUGUAAGAAGCGUUUUGAAGUCAAAAAGUGGAAUGCAGUAGCUCUGUGGGCUUGGGACAUCGUGGUGGAUAACUGUGCCAUCUGCAGAAACCACAUCAUGGACCUGUGUAUAGAGUGUCAGGCCAAUCAGGCUUCUGCCACAUCAGAGGAGUGCACAGUGGCCUGGGGAGUGUGUAAUCAUGCAUUUCAUUUCCACUGCAUCUCCCGCUGGCUAAAGACGCGGCAGGUGUGUCCUCUGGACAACAAUGAAUGGGAGUUCCAGAAGUACGGACACUGAACUCUGCAUGCGUCCUUGCUGUUUUUUUUUUUUUUUGUUAAGUUUAAACAGUGAAUUUUUUUUGUUUUGUUUUGAAAGGCAUCUUAUAUCACCUUUCAAAAUGUAUAAUAAAUACUGUGUGUGUUGAUGUUAUAGUACUACUGAGUGACAGGGUGCAUUGUUACCAGCUGGAAGUUCAUUAUUUUCAUAUAAGACCGUGUCUCUGUGUUUUAUUCCUCUUACACCACACCGAUUUACCAACAAUAAAAGAAAGUCAUGUCA